UUUACACUGUAUUUAAAGACGUGUGAAUGAAUGGCAGUAGUUUAUGGUAAAUUUUGGAAUGUAUUUAUUGAUUUGAUUACAGAUUAAAAGUAACACGUAGCAUAGCGUGAAGUGAAUAAAAACUAUGCCCACGGUAGACCUGAAACGCGAAUAUGUCCCUGAAAACUGCAACCGUCCAUGCCAAGUGGAUUAUUGGCAAGGUAAUCGGCACCAAAAUGCAUAAAACAGCAAAAGUUCGAGUGACACGUCUUGUACUUGAUCAAUAUUUGCUUAAGUAUUACAACAAAAGGAAGACUUACUUUGCCCAUGAUGCCUUAGAACAGUGUACUGUAGGUGAUAUUGUUCUUCUAAAAGCUCUUCCAGAAAGGAGAUCUAAACAUGUAAAACAUGAACUUACUGAAAUUGUGUUUAAAGUUGGAAAUGUCAUUGAUCCAUUAACUGGAAAGAAGGUGGCUGGAACCAAAUUCAUAGAAUCUCUGGGAGAGCCCACUGAAGAUUCUGCAGGAUCUUUGACAAAUAAGCUAGAUAAAUUAACCCUCUCUGCUGCUCCAGGAGAAGCCCAUGAAAAAAACUCUGGACUGUAAAUUCCCAUUUGGUUCUCUAUACAGUGUAUAUACUCAAAUCUUUAUUUCAAAUUAUGUUGCAAGUAGUCUAUUGGUGGUUUCUUUUCUAAUGCCUAUUAAAUCAUUAACAUCUUUUA
This is a messenger RNA of Erpetoichthys calabaricus (reedfish), 700 nucleotides long. It is a transcript of the gene mrps17, whose product is annotated as mitochondrial ribosomal protein S17. Gene Ontology annotation, molecular function: structural constituent of ribosome. The transcript has 3 exons. Gene Ontology annotation, cellular component: mitochondrial small ribosomal subunit; ribosome. The record is from RefSeq and is a predicted model, not a curated record. The coding region runs from base 153 to 584 and encodes 143 amino acids. Gene Ontology annotation, biological process: mitochondrial translation. NCBI's taxonomy places the organism in Eukaryota, Metazoa, Chordata, Cladistia, Polypteriformes, Polypteridae.